AAUUUCGAACGAGAGAUACGCCUUCGGUUGCCGCGUGCCUCGAUCAUCGCUAACCGAGGAGAAGUGGCUCCUUCACUGCGACUCACCAUCUCCCCGCCUCCUCCACAAGAUCCCCCGCCCCUCAAAACCACCGAUCGCCAUUAGAGAUCCCAAACCCUAGCUCUCUCUCUCUCUCUCUCUCUCUCUCUCACGCGCGCGCGCGCGCACACAGAACCUAGCCUGCUUUCUCGCUACGCUUCCAUACGCAAGAGUCGGUAAUGGCGCUUCGAAGAGGAUCGGCAGUGUGGGUGGAGGAUAAGGAGUGCGCGUGGGCGGAGGCCGAGGUGGUCGAUCCUAAGGAGAAGCUCGUCGUCGUGGUGACGCCUCAGGGGAAAAAGAUUAAUGUGACUGCGGAGAAGUUGUUGCCUAGAGAUGCGGACGCGGAUCAUGGAGGGGUCGAUGACAUGACCAAAUUGACGUAUCUGAAUGAGCCUGGGGUUCUUUUCAAUCUUGCGCGGAGAUAUGCUCUCAAUGAGAUCUAUACAUACACAGGAAGCAUCUUGAUUGCAGUUAAUCCUUUCACAAGGCUUCCUCAUCUUUACAAUGCGCACAUGAUGGAGCAAUAUAAGGGUGUCCAGUUUGGGGAAUUAAGCCCACAUGUUUUUGCAGUGGCCGAUGCAUCCUACAGGGCUAUGAUGAAUGAGGGUCGCAGCCAGUCUGUUUUGGUCAGUGGAGAAAGUGGAGCAGGAAAAACAGAGACUACGAAGCUGAUUAUGCAAUACCUAACUUAUGUUGGUGGACAUGCUGCUGGUCAUUACAGAACUGUUGAGCAGCAAGUCCUAGAAUCAAAUCCACUACUAGAGGCAUUUGGUAAUGCAAGAACAGUUAGAAACAACAACUCUAGUCGAUUUGGGAAGUUCGUCGAAAUUCAGUUUGAUAAAACUGGUAGAAUAUCUGGUGCAGCAAUUAGAACUUACCUUUUGGAAAGAUCCCGAGUAGUACAGAUAACAGAUACUGAAAGAAAUUACCAUUGUUUUUAUCAGCUUUGUGCUUCUGGAAAGGAUGCAGAGAAGUACAGGCUUGCCCACCCGAGAAACUUCCAUUACUUGAAUCAAAGCAGUACAUAUGAGUUAGAAGGAAACAACAGUGCAGAAGAAUAUUUGAAAACACGGAGAGCAAUGGAUAUAGUUGGUAUAAGUCUUGUAGAGCAGGAGGCAGUAUUUCGUACUUUGGCUGCUAUUCUUCACCUUGGAAACAUUGAAUUUUCUCCCGGAGAAGACCACGAUUCAUCAGUAAUCAAGGAUGAGAAAUCUAAUUUUCAUCUCCAGAUGGCUGCUGAAUUGCUUAUGUGUGACAUGAGCCUUUUACUUGCAACCUUGUGUUCUCGUACCAUACAAACUCGCGAGGGAAGUAUUGUCAAAGCACUUGACUGUUCCGCUGCUGCAGCUAGUCGAGAUGCUUUAGCUAAGACUGUUUAUGCUCGAUUAUUUGAUUGGCUUGUUGAUAAUGUUAAUAAGUCGGUAGGACAAGACCUGGAUUCCAGAAUACAGAUUGGAGUCUUGGACAUAUAUGGUUUUGAGUGCUUUAAACAUAACAGUUUUGAGCAGUUCUGCAUUAACUUUGCUAACGAGAAGCUUCAGCAACAUUUUAAUGAGCAUGUAUUUAAGAUGGAGCAGGAAGAAUACAGAAAAGAGGAAAUUAACUGGAGCUACAUAGAAUUCGUUGAUAACCAGGAUAUCCUGGAUUUGAUCGAGAAGAAGCCAAUUGGAAUAAUUUCACUAUUGGAUGAAGCAUGUAUGUUUCCGAGAUCAACAAACAAAGUAUUCAGUACAAAGCUGUAUCAGAACUUCAGAGGACAUCCAAGAUUUGAAAAGCCGAAAUUCUCUGAAACAGAUUUUGCCUUAUCUCAUUAUGCUGGGAAGGUGACUUAUCAAACAGAUUCUUUUCUGGAGAAAAAUCGAGACUAUGUAGUUGUAGAGCACUGCGGUCUUCUGUCUUCCUCAAGAUGCUCUUUUAUUUCUGGACUUUUUGAUUCACAACCAGAGGAUUCAAGAUCAUCUUAUAAAUUUUCUUCUGUAGCAUCCAGAUUUAAGCAACAACUCCAAGCACUCAUGGAAACACUCAACUCUACAGAACCUCAUUAUAUCCGCUGUGUAAAGCCCAACUCUUUGAACUGUCCUCAAAAGUUUGAAAAUUGGAGUGUUCUACAUCAGUUGCGAUGCGGGGGUGUACUCGAGGCAAUCAGGAUAAGUCUUGCUGGAUAUCCAACACGGAGGACAUACUCUGAAUUCAUAGAUCGUUUUGGAAUCUUAGCUCCUGAAUUUCUGGAUGACAGAUUUGAUGAGAAGUCCUUGACGGAGAAAAUUAUAAAGAAACUAAAGCUCAACAAUUUCCAACUUGGCAAGACAAAGGUUUUCCUUAGAGCUGGUCAGAUCGCACUUUUGGAUUCUCGACGUGCUGAGAUUUUGGAUAAAGCUGCAAGAAUUAUUCAGGAUUUCUUACGAACCUUUUUAGCCCACAAGGAGUUUCUCCUAGUGAGGAAAGCAGCUGUUAGUCUUCAAGCAUACUGCCGCGGUUAUUUGGCUCGAGGCAUAUAUGCCUGUAAAAAAGAAACAGCAGCAGCUCUUUUAGUACAAAAAUAUACUCGAGGUUGGAUACACCGUCGUUUAUUUUUGCAUCUCUAUUCUGCGGUUCUUGUCAUUCAGUCUAGCAUCCGAGGAUUUUCAUCUCGCAAAAGGUUCAUGGACAUGAAGAAGCACAGAGCUGCUAUUGUUAUUCAGGCACAAUGGAGGAUGUGGAAGAUCUGCACAUUUUUUCAGCAAUUCAGACGUGCUGCAAUAUCUGUUCAAUGUGGUUGGAGACAAAAGCUUGCUAAAAGAGAACUUCGGAGGCUUAAAUAUUCCUCAAAUGAAGCCGGCGCUUUGCGUGAGGCCAAAAACAAACUUGAGAAGAAUCUGGAAGAUCUGACUUUGCGGUUAACUUUAGAGAAGAGACUACGGGUAGCUGUUGAAGAGUCCAAGGAUGUCGAAAUUUCAAAACUGCAAAGAGAUUUCGAAUGUUUGAGAGCUGAGCUGGAAGCAGCCAACCUAGAAACCUUAAAUGAGCGCAACAAAAAUAUCUUGCUCAAACAGCAGUUGGAGAUAUCAAUGAACGAUCAAGAUGCUCUCAGAAAUAUGCUUGCUGAGAUGGAACAAUGUAAAAAUGAGAACUUGGUUCUAAAGAGUACAUUGGAAUCUCUAUCAAAAAGGAACUCGGAAAUGGAACAAGAGCUUUUGAAUGCUCGAAAAUGCAGUCAUGAUACUUUGGACAAGUUGCAAGACGUGGAAACUAGAUAUUUGCAGCUACGACAGAGCUUGCAGAAUUUGGAGAAUAAACUCUCAAAUUUAGAUGAUGAGAACCAUAUUUUGAGGCAAAAAGCAUUAAGCUUAUCUCCAAGGAACAAUCUAGCAGGGGCAUUCAGACCAUUUUCUGAGAAUUAUUUGGGUCCUUCUAUGCUUUCCACUAUCAACCAGAGGUCAUAUAGCUUAACAGAUUUAAGAAGAACAAGAAUGAAUAUUGAGAGACAUGAGGAACAUCAUGAAUUUCUACUUGGGUGCAUUAAAGAAGAUUUGGGAUUCAAAGCUGGUAAGCCUAUUGCAGCUUGUCUUAUAUAUAAAUGGCUUCACCAGUGGGGAGUUUUCGAAGCUGAAAGGACAAGCAUUUUUGACUACAUAAUUGAGGCACUCAAUUCUGUUUUGAAGGUGGAAAGUGAGAAUGACAUCUUGCCUUACUGGCUAGCCAAUACUUCCACACUUUUAUGCCUCUUACAAAGAAACUUAAGAUCAAAUGUAUUCCCUUCAACACCUUCUCAACACUCUUCCUGGUCUCUUGUCUUGAGUGGAAAGACAUCACAAGUGCCUAAAUCUCCUUCAAAAAAUACUGCACAAGAAGAGAGUCUUUCACAUGUAGAUGCUCGCUACCCGGCUAUGCUGUUUAAGCAACAAUUGACAGCCUGCUUGGAGAAGAUUUUUGGCUUGAUUCGAGAUAAUCUAAAGAGAGAGAUAUCACCACUCCUAAGCCUUUGCAUUCAGGCACCGAAAGCUACUCGAGGAGUUAGUGGAAGGAGAUCCAGAUCACCAGAAGGUAGUGUUCAACAGCCACUAAGUACUCACUGGGACCGGAUUAUCAAAUUUUUGGAUUCACUUAUGGAUCGAUUACAUAAAAAUUUUGUACCUUCUUUUUUUAUUCGUAAACUCAUUACUCAAGUUUUUUCCUUCAUCAAUAUCCAACUUUUCAACAGUCUGCUAUUACGUCGAGAAUGUUGCGCAUUUUCUAAUGGGGAAUAUGUCAAGUCUGGGCUUGCUGUGCUGGAAAAGUGGAUUACCGAUGCAACAGAGGAGUAUGCAGGUGCUGCUUGGGAUGAGCUAAAUUACAUCAGACAAGCUGUCGAGUUUCUGGUUAUUCAUCAGAAGCGGAAAAAGACUCUUAAAGAGAUCAAGCAUGAUAUUUGUCCGGCUCUCAGUGUGAGGCAGAUUUAUCGAAUAUGUACGAUGUAUUGGGAUGACAAGUACAGUACGCAAAGUGUCUCAAGCGAGGUUGUUGCAACAAUGAGGGACAUGGUAAACAAAGACUCUCAAAAUCUUGUGUCAAAUUCUUUUUUGUUGGAUGAUGAUUUGAGCAUUCCUUUCUCCACGGAGGAGAUAUCAAAGUCUGUUCCUGCAAUAGAUCCAACCGAAAUCGAGCUUCCACCAUCUCUUCAUCAUAUCCAGUCUGCUCAAUUCUUGAUACAGCAGGAUGAGUCUCCUGUUUCUUAGAUGACGAGACAAAAAGAAUAGGUUUGUUCUUACAAGCCAUGAAUUUGAUCCCCCUACUCAUGCCAAUCUUGAAUGCCUUAGCAAGUAUUUGGCUAGUAUCUGCCUCAUAACAGGUUUAGUUCAAUGACGAGCUCCCCACAAAGAAGAGUGGGAUUAUAGAGGCAAGGUUCCCUAACUUCAUGUUUGAUGACUUCAAUCUUUUCAUCUAUUCGAUCACUGUUGAGAUACAUCUAUUGUACUUUUCCCUCUUAUAGUAGCUGUUUUGUGUGCUUUUCUAUGAUCUACUUGUGCGAGUAUGCUGGCUCUUUUUGCAUUUGUAAUUGAUUUUUCUUGGCAGGUCUGGA
Molecule: messenger RNA, 5116 nt
Organism: Ananas comosus (pineapple)
Lineage: Eukaryota; Viridiplantae; Streptophyta; Magnoliopsida; Poales; Bromeliaceae
Product: protein OPAQUE1-like
Exons: 38
Coding region: 258-4772 (1504 amino acids)
Biological process (GO): actin filament organization; vesicle transport along actin filament
Cellular component (GO): myosin complex; cytoplasm; actin cytoskeleton
Molecular function (GO): ATP binding; microfilament motor activity; actin filament binding
Source: RefSeq, a predicted model, not a curated record